Messenger RNA from Anolis sagrei ordinatus, 4008 nucleotides. RefSeq names its product solute carrier family 2 member 13 (gene SLC2A13). Gene Ontology annotation, cellular component: apical plasma membrane. The record is from RefSeq and is a predicted model, not a curated record. Lineage: Eukaryota; Metazoa; Chordata; Lepidosauria; Squamata; Anolidae. Gene Ontology annotation, molecular function: myo-inositol:proton symporter activity. Gene Ontology annotation, biological process: myo-inositol transport; transmembrane transport.
UCGGCGGCGGCGUCGACCCCAUGUCCCGCCCGGCCGGCGCGGAGUACACGCUGCGGAGCCUGGGCCACCUGAUGGGCGAGCGGAAGGGCGCCGGGGAGCGGAGCCUGCUGUCGGCGGGCGGCUCGGUCUCCAGCCUGGGCUCGUCGUCGGGCGCGGCGGCGGCGGAGCUGGAGCUGGAGCGGGCGGCGCGGCGGCAGUUCCAGGCGGGCGAGACGCCGGGCUUGGUGUACGCGGCGGCGGCCUUCUCGGCGCUGGGCGGCUUCCUCUUCGGCUACGACACCGGCGUGAUCUCCGGGGCGCUGCUCCUGCUCAAGCGCGAGCUCGGCCUCGACGCCGCCUGGCAGGAGCUGCUGGUCUCCGGCUCCGUCGCCGCCGCCGCCCUCGCCGCCUUCCUCGGAGGAGCCCUCAACGGGUGGCUCGGCCGGCGCGCCUCCGUCCUCCUGGCCAGCCUCGCCUUCGCCGCCGGAGCCGCCCUCCUCGCCGCCGCCCCCGGCAAGCACACCCUCCUCGCCGGGCGCCUCGUCGUCGGCCUCGGCAUCGGUAUUGCUUCUAUGACAGUUCCAGUAUACAUUGCGGAAGUUGCUCCACCUCAUCUAAGAGGCAGAUUAGUAACUAUAAAUACACUCUUCAUCACAGGAGGACAGUUCUUUGCAAGUGUUAUAGAUGGAGCCUUUAGUUAUCUUCCAAAAGAUGGAUGGAGGUAUAUGCUGGGUCUUUCAGCAAUUCCAGCUGUAAUACAGUUUUUUGGCUUCCUUUUUCUUCCUGAAAGUCCCCGCUGGCUUAUUCAAAAAGGGCAGACUCAAAAAGCACGUCGAAUCCUGUCUCGGAUGCGGGGAAAUCAAACAAUUGAUGAAGAAUAUGAUAGUAUCAAGAACAACAUAGAGGAGGAAGAAAAAGAAGUUGGUGCAGCUGGACCUGUGAUCUACAGAAUGCUGACCUAUCCUCCAACUCGAAGAGAGUUGAUUGUGGGCUGUGGUCUACAAAUGUUCCAACAGCUGGCAGGUAUUAACACAGUCAUGUACUACAGUGCUACUAUUAUGCAGAUGUCUGGUGUACAGAACGAGCGACUUGCAAUUUGGCUUGCUGCAGUUACAGCAUUCACUAAUUUCAUUUUCACUCUUGUUGGGGUCUGGCUUGUUGAGAAAGUGGGGCGCCGAAAACUCACACUAGGAAGUUUAGCAGGCACUACUGUGGCACUUAUUAUUUUGGCUUUGGGAUUUUUGGUGUCAGCUCAGGUUUCACCACAAGUCACCCUUAAACCCGAAGGCCCUUCAAGUCAAAACUCUACUUGCACAAAAUAUAGUUACUGCAAUGGAUGCAUGCUGGAUCCAGUGUGUGGCUUUUGCUACAAACUAAACAAGUCGAGUGUUGUGGAGUCCUCCUGUGUUGCUAUUAGUAAGAACUCUACAAUGGAAGCUGCCUGGGGCAGGUGUUCAAAUGAGACCAGACUCAAAACGGAAGACACAUAUUGGGCAUAUAACUUCUGUCCUACACCAUACUCAUGGACGGCACUCCUGGGACUUAUCUUAUACCUGAUUUGCUUUGCACCAGGAAUGGGACCAAUGCCUUGGACAGUAAAUUCCGAAAUAUAUCCCCUUUGGGCAAGAAGUACAGGAAAUGCAUGUUCUUCUGGUGUAAACUGGAUUUUCAAUGUUCUAGUAUCACUAACGUUUCUGCAUACAGCGGAAUAUCUCACAUACUAUGGUGCAUUCUUCCUGUAUGCAGGGUUUGCUUUUGUGGGACUCAUUUUCCUCUACGGCUGCCUUCCUGAGACUAAAGGGAAAAAACUAGAGGAAAUUGAAAGCUUGUUUGAGAAAUCGCUGUGUACAUGUGGCAUUACAGAUUCCGAUGAUGGGAGGUAUAUUGAAUAUAUCCGGGUGAAGGGAAGUAAUUACCAUCUUUCUGACAAUGAUGCUUCUGAUGUGGAGUGAUUUUCAGCUGCUGGCAUACUAAACCAUUUAAAAAGUCUUGGUGGGGGGAGACAGAAGGAGCCUCUUGAAUGAUGACCUCAUUGCCCUGCUUCUGGCCUGGUUCUCCUUUCUGCUCUCUCGACAGAAGCCCUUUCCUGUUCCAAACCAUGUCAAUUGAAGAGAAUAAAAUAAAAUGCAAUAUGGUUCCUUUAAUUAGCUAGAAGUGAAGGCUGGGAAAGGGAAGCAGGGAAUCCCUGUGAGGAUAUGAGUAUUCCAGCUGUGCAUUGCCGCAUGCCUGAGGUCCUCAAAUCUGUGAUACCACACUAUUGAUCAGGUGCCAUUUGUAGUUGUCCAUCUUGCAAAAUUUCAAAAAGGGCAGCUAGUCAGAAACCAGAUGAAUCAUAAAAGUAUGGUUACCUGGCAACCAAGGUAUGACACAAAAGUGCAAAAUAAUGGUGGGAGGGAAUCUGCUUUCGGCUGUGGAAAUCGUAAUUUAUUUGGAAAUGUGACUUCUUCCCAAAGAAAAUGAAUCAAUCUUGCUCGCACGAAGCAGGCAAGUCUGUUUGGCUUCACUUCUUGUUUGCUUGCUUUGGGCAUGUCUAUCUUUAAAUAAGCUAAAAUCCAUUUUAACUGUCCUUGUCUCAUAUGAGGAAACGUGCGAAAUGAAGCUGGGGAGAGACGGCAGGCUGCCCGACAGAGAUUUUUGCUGUUCUGUAGGGACCGGAUGAUGUUUGUGAAUAGUUGAAACACAACUGCAUGGAAGCUUUGAACUCUGUGGCAGUUGUGUAUGAUGGUCUCUCCCAAGAGUUCAAAGCAAACCUCUUGAGCUAUGUUAUAGCCGCAGCCCAUCUAUCCAUCUAUCCACCCCUCUUUGUACUUUGCUUUUACAUACUGAAAUCACCAAAGUUGGAAGCUUUCUUAAAGUUGACCUCCUUCAUAGAAUCAUAGAGUUGGAAGAGACUCCAUGGGCCAUCCAGUCUAACCCCCUGCCAAGAAGCAGGAAUGUUGCAUUCAAAGCACCCCUGACAGAUGGCCAUCCAGCCUCUGUUUAAAAGCUUCCAAAGAAGGAGUCUCCAUCACACUCCGAGGCAGAGAGUUCCACUGUUGAACGGCUCUCACAGUCAGGAAGUUCUUCCUAAUGUUCAGAUGGAAUCUCCUUUCUUGUAGUUUGAAGCCAUUGUUCUGUGUCCUAAUCUCCAGGGAAGCAGAAAACAAGCUUGCUCCCUCCUCCCUAUGACUUCCUCCCACAUAUUCGCUUGCUUCCUCCCAAACCACAGGAUUUUACAAGGGUGAGAAUCCCCCCUCUAUUCUAGACCCAAGGGAAACCUCCCUUCCCAGUCCUCCGUGCCAGACGCCCUAGAGAGGCCAUUCUAGAAGUCUACCCUAAACUCACAAGGUGGUGCCACAGCAAUUACCCAAUUGAAUUGAAUUUUUUAAACAUGUCAUGAAAACCUAUUUAAAUUACAGCACAUUAAGCUAAUUACCCCCACCCCACCGCAAAAGGAAAAACCCUUGGGGGGAAAUUCCUACCCGGCCCUGAUGUGACCAGUUAUGAACUCACACUAUCCUGAAGGUGGAAGUGUUGGUUCAAACAUGGCACCUUUCUGGGUUGCCAUCUUGACAUUCAACUCAGAAAUACCACUUCCCUGACAGGCAGGUUCAAAAAGUGAUACUGACAGAUUAUGUCACCAGGCAUAUGCUACAAUUUUCUGAACUUUAUUGGUUAUAAUAACCAGUAUUUAACAACUGAAGUAAGAACUAGAUAAUAUGCUUGACAAAAGCAUAUGAUUUAUUUCUUCUGAAAUCAUAGCAUUUCAAAUGUUUGAGUGCUCCUCUGUAGAAAAAUCCCAUGGCUCUACAAAGACUCGUCUUGAAAUGCUCACUUUUCAGGAAUCAAGGGACAAUUUACUUUGGGAGCCAAUCAAAUAUGUGAUACUUCAAAAAAAAAUCCCCAUGAAAGUUGUAGCAUACAACUUUCAAAUAUACAGCCCUAAAUUCUGUAUAUUUAGGGCUUUUAUAUCCCGUCCUUUCUCAACCUCCGUAGAGGGACUCAGGACGGAUUACAAAGUGGUACCCCAUGGCGCUCACAUCAAAACAU